CCUAUACACUUGGUUCCCUCGCUAAAACCCUACACCCAUUUUUCCCUCCAUCGUCAUCGUUCCUUUGCCGACUGUUAGCAAUCUCUUCAUAAUUUCUUCGCUCGAGAUUCUCAUGGGAGCGUUGCAGAUGCAAUUACAAUCUCGCCUUCGAGUUUCGAAGAUUUUGUCUUCAACAAUUCGGAAUUGGGAAAGAGGCUUUCCUCUGCUCCAUGAUCCAUUGCGAACGCCGGAUUUGUCACUCUCGCCGGUGGAAUCUCGCUGUUUUAGCUCCAAUUCCAUGGAUGACGAUUGGAACUUCUCAAGGUCCGAGCCGAGAAGCAGCCCGCCGCAACGACGUUCUCCCCCGGAUCCUCGGGAAGCUCGUCGAGUUCCCAAAUUCGCCGGGGAAGGAUCUGCUCCUUACCCUGAGGACAAUCGGAAUCAACGGUUUAAUAGGCAUUCGGAAGGUUCCUCGUCCCGAUUCGCAAACGAAGGGCCGAUGUCGCGGCGAAGGAAUGAGUCUUUGUCUCAGAAGGAUUUUAGCUUUCUUGAAAAAUUCAAGCUGAACACUGACAAUCAGAGUACUAGUACAGAGAAAAUCGAGCCGAGCUCUUCUGCUCAGUUUUCUGAAUCAAUGCAAGGGGAGCAAUCGCAACCACAGUGUCCUCCAGAAGCGGAUGAGAUAUUCAGGAAAAUGAAGGAAACUGGUCUAAUUCCCAACGCUGUUGCUAUGCUUGAUGGGCUUUGCAAGGAUGGGCUUAUCCAAGAAGCAAUGAAACUAUUUGGUUUGAUUCGUGAGAAGGGUACAAUUCCAGAAGUUGUGGUUUACACUGCUGUUGUUGAUGGGUUUUGCAAGGCCGAGAAGCUUGAUGAAGCAAUUAGGAUUUUCAGGAAAAUGCAGAAUAAUGGCAUUUCUCCCAAUGCCUUCAGUUACGGCAUCUUGAUACAGGGACUGUACAAAUCCAAACAAUUAGAGGAUGCCGUAUCAUUUUGCAUUGAGAUGUUAGAAUCUGGGCAUUCUCCAAAUCUAACCACUUUUGUCGGCCUAAUUGAUGAGUUAUGCAAAGAAAAGGGGGAGGACGAAGCUCAUACUGUCAUAGAAACCUUAAAACAAAAGGGAUUCUUGAUUAAUGAGAAAGCUUUAAGAGAAUUCUUGAAUAAAAGAGCCCCAUUUUCUCCACAUAUCUGGGAACUAAUCUUCGGGAAGAAAACGAAGGAAUUUUUCUGAGAUUCUUGUCGUGGUUAAGAAGUUGUGAAGAUACCAAUCAUGUUACUGAGAAGAAACCGCAAGUUGAAAUUAAUGAAACUCAGUAUCCAGAUUAAAACUGGUUCAAGAGUGAACAGUCUACGACUGUUGAAGUGAGCUCUAAGAGUAGUUCAAGUUUGGAGAACUCAAUACUUUGUGCAGUCUAGUUCAUUGACCUUUGGUUAAAUAUUGUGUGGAUCAAACGGCAUGGCAGAUAUUGGCUACGGUUAAUGACAUGGAUAUUUUUUGAUAGAUUGUGAACAUCAGAAAAUGUGUUAAGUUCACUAUUUACCUCUUAGAAUUUUUUUUUUUUACAAACAUUUAUGUAAGUUAUGAAUAUUUCCUUGGUUUCUACCAUUAAUGGCUACAUAGAGAUGGAUUUUUAGGUUAAAUUAUUGAUCUAGUUUUUGAACUUU
Cucurbita pepo subsp. pepo (vegetable marrow) is the source of this 1641-nucleotide messenger RNA. RefSeq lists its product as uncharacterized. The record is from RefSeq and is a predicted model, not a curated record. Gene Ontology annotation, molecular function: protein binding. NCBI's taxonomy places the organism in Eukaryota, Viridiplantae, Streptophyta, Magnoliopsida, Cucurbitales, Cucurbitaceae.